Procambarus clarkii (red swamp crayfish) is the source of this 1446-nucleotide messenger RNA. The record is from RefSeq and is a predicted model, not a curated record. NCBI's taxonomy places the organism in Eukaryota, Metazoa, Arthropoda, Malacostraca, Decapoda, Cambaridae.
AUGCGGGAACCGACACCUGUAAUCAACAUCCACAUGAAUUCAGCAUGGAUCAUACAGCUGUUUGAUGGUCCUCCAGUGAUCCAGAGGGAAGAUUGUACCCCUGGACACGUCAGUGCAACACAGUGUACCCCUGGACACGUCAGUGUAACACAGUGUACCCCUGGACACGUCAGUGUAACACAGUGUACCCCUGGACACGUCAGUGUAACACAGUGUACCCCUGGACACGUCAGUGUAACACAGUGUACCCCUGGACACGUCAGUGUAACACAGUGUACCCCUGGACACGUCAGUGUAACACAGUGUACCCCUGGACACGUCAGUGUAACACAGUGUACCCCUGGACACGUCAGUGUAACACAGUGUACCCCUGGACACGUCAGUGUAACACAGUGUACCCCUGGACACGUCAGUGUAACACAGUGUACCCCUGGACACGUCAGUGUAACACAGUGUACCCCUGGACACGUCAGUGUAACACAGUGUACCCCUGGACACGUCAGUGCAACACAGUGUACCCCUGGACACGUCAGUGUAACACAGUGUACCCCUGGACACGUCAGUGUAACACAGUGUACCCCUGGACACGUCAGUGUAACACAGUGUACCCCUGGACACGUCAGUGCAACACAGUGUACCCCUGGACACGUCAGUGUAACACAGUGUACCCCUGGACACGUCAGUGUAACACAGUGUACCCCUGGACACGUCAGUGUAACACAGUGUACCCCUGGACACGUCAGUGUAACACAGUGUACCUCUGGACACGUCAGUGUAACACAGUGUACCCCUGGACACGUCAGUGUAACACAGUGUACCUCUGGACACGUCAGUGUAACACAGUGUACCCCUGGACACGUCAGUGUAACACAGUGUACCCCUGGACACGUCAGUGUAACACAGUGUACCCCUGGACACGUCAGUGUAACACAGUGUACCCCUGGACACGUCAGUGUAACACAGUGUACCCCUGGACACGUCAGUGUAACACAGUGUACCCCUGGACACGUCAGUGUAACACAGUGUACCCCUGGACACGUCAGUGUAACACAGUGUACCCCUGGACACGUCAGUGUAACACAGUGUACCCCUGGACACGUCAGUGUAACACAGUGUACCCCUGGACACGUCAGUGUAACACAGUGUACCCCUGGACACGUCAGUGUAACACAGUGUACCCCUGGACACGUCAGUGUAACACAGUGUACCCCUGGACACGUCAGUGUAACACAGUGUACCCCUGGACACGUCAGUGUAACACAGUGUACCCCUGGACACGUCAGUGUAACACAGUGUACCCCUGGACACGUCAGUGUAACACAGUGUACCCCUGGACACGUCAGUGUAACACAGUGUACCCCUGGACACGUCAGUGUAACACAGUGUACCCCUGGACACGUCAGUGUAACACAGUGUACCCCUGGACACGUCACACUGCUGACGUAA